CUGUGACGUGUUGUGAAAGUGAAAAGUAUUGACUUUCAUAUACAGGAAUUCUGAAGAUAUAACGAAAGCUUGGACGGUAUUUGCAGUGGAUUAUCAAAUAAAAUCAUUUUUCAGACAGUAUAUAGUGUACCAUAGGAAGUAAAUAUCUUCUUAUGACGAUCACAUGAAUAGUUAAGUUUAAGUAAAAACAAGUACUGUACCACUAUUAGCAUAGGAUGUAUUGCAGUGUCUGAGAGGUACAAUUUGAGCUUUAAGCUUUGACAUGCAUGUGCUUGCAGACUAUGUUUUUCAAAACUUACUCUACUUGUAUUUAUAUUGUACAUUAUAUCAUUUGCUUGUUGGUGCUGUGAGAUUUAACUAUGUCAGUGAGGAAUCAACCGGUUAUCUGUGUGAGGGAGGGCAGUCCUCCUAUCACCUACAAUGCAAUGUUGUAAAUCUUAGAGAUGGAGAGACAGUGUACUGGUAUCGCACGACUAAAUACGAGGAAACGACAGCUAUUUACGGAGAUCAGAGACUCCUGACAGAUGGAUUACUGCAAGAGGAACAAUCAGCGUACACUAUAGGCAAAUAUCCAAAUGAAAUUGAAAUAUCUGCGAAUACAAACAGCGGCCGAUUCCUCCAUUUGAACAUGUACACAUGUAGAGUACUAAAUGCAAGCGGAGAGAUUCUUCUAAGCUCUUCUGGAUUGUACUUGAAAGUUUUAUUCCCGCCAGCAACGCCGGAGUGCUUGCAAAAGCCCUUAUCGCCCUCCAUAGGCUCUGAAAUUUUUUUAACGUGUCGGAGUAAUCCCGGUAACCCUCCUAUUAGCUUGCAAUGGACAGGAAGCAGUACUUUAGCGAGCCUCACUGGAAGGGAUACUACAAGUACCAUGCUACUGAAUUACAGCUUUAUAUUACAAGAGGAAGACUAUAAAGUAAAUUUCAAUUGUACUGCAACAUGGAAGAAUUGUGAUAAGGGUUUGGACAUGAAAACUUGCACCAUCAAAAUUCAUGACAAUGAAAGCUAUGUUGUGUUAAUUGCUUGCUUAAGUGCCGGUCUAUUCAUUAUUAUUAUUAUUAUUUUAGUUGUGAUUAUUUUCCUGUGGAAGAAAUAUUUAUUAACAACAGGUUUCAGCCCUACAUCUGCUGAGCCAUUCACGUCAGUAAACACGGUGAGUGCGACGAUAGAGACUAAAAAAAAUCCCAAAAGUCAGCCAAUCACAGGGAGGGAUAUUCUGCCUAGUGACAUGGACUAUAUGAGCAUCGGAUAUCGUCAAGAUUCUGAAUAUUGUACACUUCAGAAUAUUAAAAAUGAAUGUGACUCUAAUAACACAGUGAAGGCAGAACAACCAACCAAUACACAGCAGCCCCAGGCAAACAUCGACAAAACAUAAAAUGUACAGCUGUAUGUAUGUAGUAGGAUUCAC
Messenger RNA from Anneissia japonica, 1405 nucleotides. RefSeq lists its product as uncharacterized. The transcript is spliced from 2 exons. The record is from RefSeq and is a predicted model, not a curated record. Lineage: Eukaryota; Metazoa; Echinodermata; Crinoidea; Comatulida; Comatulidae. The coding region runs from base 263 to 1372 and encodes 369 amino acids.